Messenger RNA from Meriones unguiculatus (Mongolian gerbil), 322 nucleotides. Its product is annotated as beta-defensin 122-like. Lineage: Eukaryota; Metazoa; Chordata; Mammalia; Rodentia; Muridae. Gene Ontology annotation, cellular component: extracellular region. The record is from RefSeq and is a predicted model, not a curated record. The coding region runs from base 1 to 291 and encodes 96 amino acids. The transcript is spliced from 2 exons. Gene Ontology annotation, biological process: innate immune response.
AUGAAAUACUUGCACCUGACUCUUUUGGUAUUUCUUAUCCUGUUCCAGCUGUUUUCAGUCUGCAGGUGCCGCAAAGCUUGCUGGGUCAUAAGAGGACACUGCAGGGAACGCUGCAAAUCUGGGGAACGGGUGAAAAAGCCAUGCAACAAUGGGGACUACUGCUGCACUGCAAGCAAGAUGGACCCUCGGCCACAGGCGCCUGUAAAAACGUUUGGUCAUAAUUUCAAAGACUAUCCCAAAUCUAUGCCAGUGAUAUUCGUCAGUAACUACGAUGAGUUAGCGUUCACCUGAAAAUAAUUUGGUCCUCUGCAGAGGGGGCGUU